Messenger RNA from Bufo bufo (common toad), 2922 nucleotides. RefSeq lists its product as uncharacterized. The transcript is spliced from 9 exons. The coding region runs from base 103 to 1581 and encodes 492 amino acids. NCBI's taxonomy places the organism in Eukaryota, Metazoa, Chordata, Amphibia, Anura, Bufonidae. The record is from RefSeq and is a predicted model, not a curated record.
GGAUGCGCUUCUACUACAGACGAGCCGACUUCCAAUAGGAAGGGGUCCCCAGCUCCUCUCGUCACAUUACACUUGUGACUGGGGUUUGCAGUUAAGAUCAGUAUGCCGAUGACCUGUGUGGCAUACGGUUGCCAUAACUAUUUUGUCAAAGGAUGUGGGAAACAGUUCUUCAGGUUUCCGCUGAAGGAUCCUGAACGUUUAUCCAAAUGGGUUAUAGCUAUACGACGUAAAAACUGGAAGCCUUCUGCAUCAAGCAGGAUCUGCAGUGAUCAUUUUGCCGAAAAUGACUACAUGCUACGUCCAAAUGUAUUGGUCCCUAGACUACGACUAGAUGCAGUGCCUUCGAUUUUUGAUGGGUUCCCAAGCCACUUAAAAGAGCGACUUGAAAAGAAAAAAACACAGAAAGAGAAGAUAGCUGAAGAAAUUAUUGUAAUUGAUAAUGAGCUUGCAACUGAAGUCGAUGUUGAGGUAUCAUUUGACUCUGAAGAACCAAAGGAUACAUGUCAAAAUUCUGAAAGACAAAAAUUCUCACUACCAGAAGCGAAAGAAGAGGCCGAAGUAUGCCAAGAGCAAAAGGUGAUGAAAAAUGAGCUGGACAAGGUAAAGAUUUGUGCAGUCUAUGGGUGCCAUAAUACCUGUUGUGAAGGAUGCCAGCAGCUAUUUUUUAGGUUUCCAUCAAAUGAUCCUGAACUGUUGUCAAAGUGGCUUGAGGCAAUGCACCGUGAAAAAUCUUUAACAUCCAGUGGUGUUUGUAGUGAUCAUUUUACUGAAAAAGACUACAUCUUAUAUCCAGGAGCAACAGUUUCUAAGCUAGGACCAGAUGCCGUGCCUUCUCGUUUCAUUGAAUUACCUACACAAGUGAAAUCUCACGAUACACAACAGGCAGACCCAAGCAAGAACAGCGUCCCAUCAGAACCAGUGAAAGAUCAAAUACUAAUACCAUCUAAAAUCAUCAAAACUAACCUACAUGUAGUCAGUAACAAGGAGAGUUUAUCAGAGCAAAAGCAGCAGGUAAAACGUGGAUCUUUGGAGAGGAGCCAUGCAGUGAAAUGUGUGGUACAUGGUUGCAAUAGUGUCUUUGUGAAAGGAUGUGGGAAAAGAUUUUUCAGAUUUCCUGUGAAAAGUUCUGAGCGUCUUUCCAAAUGGGUUAAAGCUCUUCAGUGUUCUGACUGGAAACAGUCAGCAUCCAGCAGAAUCUGCAGUGACCAUUUCAAAGAGAAAGAUUACAUUUUUCAACCAGGGACACUGCUACCUCGACUGCGCUCAAGUGCUGUGCCUUCUGUCUUCAAAGCAAGGAAAAGGAGAAGAAAACAGAUAACAGCGACACACCAAAACUUGGAACACUGUAGGUCCAUGGUAGAUGGAUUCCAAGAAACAGAAACACACAGACCUUGUGAUCACACGUAUUCAGCUGUGCACAAUGAAGUAGUCGUCCCUCAUUUCAACCCUGAUACUGUGAAACUUAAAAAGAAAGUGAGGACCUUGCAACGACAGAUUCAGAGACAGAGGCACACAAUAAAAAAGUUAUCUGAAAGAAUCACACAGUUAAGGAACAGUAGAGCUCAGCUUCACCAGACAUGACAUCUGGAGGGUAGUUUUUAUACUACUGGAGCUUUUCUAAACCAUGUACUUUUAAACAGUAAGGAAAGACUGUGUUACAACUCAGACAGCCGUAAUGUAUUUAUUUUCUUAUUGGUAUUAUUGCCGCUAUUUCCAGCCUGACUGCUGGUCUUAUGACCUGAACUUACAGCAUCAUAGGCAUAUAUCAUGCUGUAGGUUCAUUUCAAUAAACCCAUGGCAAGGUCGGUAAUUGCGGCGUAAUGCAGAAUCUAAAAUGUGCCGACAUUACGGCAAUCUGAAUUAGCUUUUACUGUUAAGGACCUUUUACAUGGACCGAUGAACAGGCAGUUAUUGGGAACAAAACUUUAAUGAUAACCCUAGAAGAGAACUGUAUUUCCAUGCCGCAAUCAUACCCUUUGUAUGGUGAAUCAUCUCUGUGAAUAGAAUUCAGAAUCAUUGCCAGCAGCACAUUCCUUUUCACACACAGUGAUGUGCUUCUGGCAAGCAGUCACUUCAUAGGCUGCAUAAAAAUGUGUUCAGCCGACUAAUGAGCUUGUUCGUCAGGUGAUUGGUGACACAAUCUGCUUGUAUGUCGAUGAUCAGCAGAAAAUUUACACUAGGUAAUUCUUCGGAACGAGCAUUUGUAUGAGUGCUCAUUCAUGGUAACAGCCCCAGUCCUUGGGCCAUUAAAAAACUAGUCACAGAAAAAGAUGGUUUUGCCAUUAACUUCUAUUUAAAGGGGUUCUCCAAGAAAGAGAUUUAAAGGGGUUCUUCUGCCAUAUAUAUUGGUGACCUAUCGUUAGGAUAGGUCAUUAAUAUCUUCUCAACAGGGGUCCAACACCCGGCAACCCCGCUGAUCACCGGUUUGAAGAGGAGGUGGCGCUCCAUGCAAGCGCUGCUUCCUGAUCAGUACACCACACAUCAUCUCCCCUGUAGCGGUGGCGUAGUGUAAUGACAAGUACUCACUCCAUUCAAGUGAAUGGAGCUAGUACUUGUCAUUACGUUGCACUUCGAUACAAUGUGCAGUGUAAUCAGGAGGAAGCAGUGCUCGCAUGGAGCGCCGCCUCCUCUUCAAACAGCUGAUCGGCGGGGGUGCAAUGUUUCGGACCCCCCGCCAAUAAGAUGUUAAUGACCUAUCCUGAGGAUAGAAAAAAAAAACACAAUGCAACAGCACUCUGCAAACACAAAUUAUGUAUAAUAAUGCCAUAGUUAUAGAAAAUAUUCUGGUGUUAAUGCCAAACUUAUUUUGACAAUUUGAGAUUCUUGGCAAAUACAUUUUGUACAAAAUUAUUAGGGCCCGUCUGCCGGCAUCAAGGCGAUCUCUAUAUGACAGGAAGCUAACACUAAAUACUACCUGUUAUG